This is a messenger RNA of Trichobilharzia szidati, 3219 nucleotides long. The record is from the annotation of a GenBank genome assembly. Lineage: Eukaryota; Metazoa; Platyhelminthes; Trematoda; Strigeidida; Schistosomatidae.
CCGCUUUCUUGAACGUUUUUAAAAUUGUCUCUAUAUGUUCAGGAGUUCUCCAGCAUCAGAGUCUGCCAGUGAACCCUGGGCUUGUAGCCAUGUAGAAACUACAGAAAAAACAAGUGAAAAUUUUAACACCAAUGUUCAAAAUGUCACUGAGCAUAAUAAUAACCCUGAGAAUCCACUCAAUAAUUCAGAAGAAGAUAUCAAAAAGAAAUUGGAGAAUGAAAAAUUAUGGUCACCAAUGGAUAAAAAAGAGACAAUAUCGCCUGCAUGGGCAUUUGGUUAUAGCCAUUCAGUUCCCCUUAUUAACUUAAGCAAUGAUAAGUCGAGCGUCGUAUUCUUUGCGUCUGCUCACUUGCUGGUCUUAUAUGAUUUCAAAAAUGAAAGACAGAGGAUUUUGAGGGGACAUGUGAGAAUUCGUUUUGAAUACAUACUGAUAUAAUUUUUUUGAAAUAGUGCAAUGAAAUUACAAGCAUAGCAUGUAGUGGCGAUAAGCGCUGGUUGGCUUCUGGUGAUCGCGGCAUUGACAGUGUUGUCAUAAUUUGGGAUGGUAAAACUGGAGAAGCAGUACGUACAAUGCUGAAACCUCACAAAAAUGGCGUGGUAUCCAUCGCUCUUACCAAAGAUGCUCGUUAUUUGGCUACGUUAAGUGCUGAUCCUUCUGAUCAGAGUUUCGCUAUUUGGAACUGGACAACUGGAAGUGAUCUGCCACACUGCCAAGCAAAAAUAUGUGGGGAGAAUUCCUUUCAGACAAAAAUUACUUUCAAUCCUGAUGAUUAUUAUCAUCUCUGUACGAAUGGUGAUCAGCAAGUCAUCUUUUAUAACUGGGUACAUAUUAGUAUUUUAAUUUAUUUGUCUUAGAAAAGUAAAGAAAAAGAUAUGGUGGUCUACGCGCCUUCGCUUAAUGAUGAAGAUUUCAGACAGAAAAUUGGCCAGUUCUCCUACACACAGUACAUACCCGAGAAAUAUAACGCCAUAACUGCAACUUCAACGGGUCUUUUGGUUGUGUGGGAAGCUGAUAGGGAACCUGUUAAAGGAGAUAAUUCAGAAACACCUUAUAAACGGGCUACAAAAGUGAUACCAUUACACGAUAAGGCGAUUACCUUUCUGACAAUAACAACAUGUUAUCCAGCUGGAAAGUGUAUUGUCACAGGUGAUUCUAGUGGACAAGUGAAAUUCUUCGACUGUAACUUUAUGCUGUUAUUCUGGUAUCAAGAUAUUAAAUGUGGACCGAUCAACUGUGUUAGUUUUGCUACAACAAGCCUUUUCGAUGACUUUACAACUUCUAUCAAGCAAAAGGAUUAUCCUACUUGUGCAACAAUCAAUGGUGAAGCAUUUGUAGUUGAAGAUUUUAUAGUUAAUACAUCGAAUGCUGUUAUGAUUUCUGUAACAGUUGAAGGAGGAUUUAAAAAGUUACUUCUAAGAGAUCAUGAUUCAGAUGUCAAUGGGAUAAGUGCUCAUCCAAUACUGAACCAUGUCGCUGCUUGCAGUCACUCUGGCAAUUUGAAGAUAUAUGAUUAUGAAACUAAAUUGCUUGUUAAGUUGAAAUCUUUUGGUUCUGACAAUCCUAUUGAAACGUGUGCCUACGAUAAAAGUGGACAAUAUAUUGCUGUUGGUUUUGUUAGUGGACUGCUGCUUAUGUUAGAUGCACUGACGCUAAAUGAAGUGACAAAUGGAACAUUUGAUUAUGGUAAAGGUCCUAUUACUCACAUUGAUUUUUCAUACUGUCAUGGUUAUUGUGCAUUCGCUGAUUCUGCAUAUACUACAACUCUUCUACGUACUGGUUUUCGUGAAUUCGAAGAUCCAUGGUGUUAUGUUGCACGAGUUCGUGCUCAUUAUCGUCGUAUUACCGAUCUUUUAUUCUGGUCACUAACAGAGUCUAGAAGAUCUCGUUUAUUUACACUAAGUGAAGAUAGAACACUGGCUGAAUACGAUCCACACAGUGCCAAGAAGCAUUUAUUACCAGUUAUAGCACGUUAUCAAAUUGAACAAUUAGCUAUCCCAUUGUGUUUAAGCAUGUUACCACCGUAUUAUAAAGAAGAAUUCUUUUUUGUAUCGACUUCAACUUCUAAAAUGAAAUUGUAUAAUACAGCCACUUUAAUGUGUCGUAAAACGGUUAGUUCAUAUCCUCAAGGUAUCACAUACACUAAAGUUAUUCCCCUGAUUUCAAAGUCAAACGCUUCAAAUUACUUUAUGGUAUGCAUAUCAAAAGAACGUUUAGCCUUAACUAUGCUACCGUUGGACGGUGAUCCAUUGAAGUCAACAAAUAUUAUAGCACAUCCAAGUGAUGGCCGUGGGAUAGGAAAUUCUGUUGCACUAGCUAUUGAUAGAAACGGGGAUUAUGCAUUCACUGCUGGUGGUCCAGACACUUGUAUACACAUGUGGAGAUUAAAACCAAGUGUGCUGGAGGAAAUAGUAGCAAAAGCUGGUUGCAUGAAAGAGCGAUUCUAUGCUUUCCUGUCUCGUGACUUUUUGGAUGAAAUGAAAGACUACUUCUACUAUUCUAUGAUUAGAACGCAGGGCAUAGAUUGUUUGGAUAAGCGUGAAACAUCCCUAACAAUUCCAAUUACUGAAAUACCGUAUGUUAUGAGAGCGAUAGGCUUCUAUCCAACAGAAACAGAGAUUGAAAAUAUGAUCAAUGAAAUUAAAUAUUCGAAAUUUUGUGAUAUUGGAGAGUAUACAACAGAAGUUGAUUUAGAUACUUUUAUUCAAUUGUAUUGGAACCAUCGACCAUAUCAAGGUGUGCUUUACAAGGAUGUUGAGGCUGCUUUCAAUGUCUUAACAAAAGUGAAAGUCGAUGAAAACGGGCGAUUUGCUUCACUACGAAAUAUUCAUGAGGUGCCAAAAAAGAAUAAAGCAAGUGUACCAUUUGAAGAACUAAUUCUUGCCUUACAGAAUUCAGGUGAACCUAUCGGAGAGAAUGAAAUGUCCGAGUAUCUGGCCAUACUUUUAGGUAUUAUACCUGAAGGUGGUCGACUGGAAACUCAAGCAGAGAUUGAUCCUAAAAAGAUUCAGGAAAUAAUUGAACCCCUCAUGCCAGAAUUCUUAGACUUUGAAGCUUUUGUAAAGUGUGUUCUUCGAAUGUAUUUCUGUUGUAAAGAUAAGCAUUCGAGUAAUUCUGCAGAAGAUUCAUCUUUGGAAGUUCCACAAGGUCAAAAGGAAGCUCUUAUCAGUGAAACAACAGAACAUGAGGAACGUCUUUCAAGCGCAACACAAACAGAAUAG